ACUCGCGCGAAAUCGAAAAUGAGCGGCGCUAAAGCCGAACCGUAUCAAAAACCCGACCCGCACGAUACGCCGACUUUGUUGCUGACGUCGUUGUGGCUGUUCUCGGCGAUAAACUCGGCCGCGAAGGUCGAGUUCUUCACCAACAUGACGGGCGUCGCCGUCACUUUUAACAUGCAGGACGUCCUUUUGAUCGCCUUCACGUCAUGGAUGUUACACAGGGGAUUAUCAACAAGGAAUGUCGCCCUCAUAGUCCCGUGGCUCGUGUUCACCCUAUACGGUAUUUACUACAACCAGUACAAAAGUCUCGUGCAGAUGUUGUCGAUACUGCGGUCGAUACGUCACGUCUCGUCGUUGGCGUGGAUAGCGAUCGGCAUAUCGUUUUUGGGACUUGUUUUGCGCGCCAUUUUAGCGGUCAGGACAUUGCAACUGUCGACCAACCUGUGGUACCGGAAAAAGUUGGAAAAGGAACUGCUCAAUUGACUGGUUCGUCGAGUGAGUAGGUGUGGUCGUAAAAAAAUCAUCAGGAAAAACUCGUCUUAUUUAUAACCGAACCCAUUUUAACAUAGGGUUCGCAAAAGAUACCCGAAGAACUCGAAAAUCAAUGUUGGUGUAUUCUGUUUUUAUUUCAUGUUUUGUUAAUCGACGCGAUGUCAAACUGUGAAUAAAUUUCGAAUUGGA
Messenger RNA from Cylas formicarius (sweet potato weevil), 678 nucleotides. RefSeq lists its product as uncharacterized. Bases 19 to 480 code for a protein of 153 amino acids. NCBI's taxonomy places the organism in Eukaryota, Metazoa, Arthropoda, Insecta, Coleoptera, Brentidae. The transcript has 4 exons. The record is from RefSeq and is a predicted model, not a curated record.